GAAGGUGCAUCUGCCCGAAAGACUCAAACUCCUGCAGCACAGCCAGUACCAAGACCAGUUUCUCAAGCAAGACCUCCCCCAAAUCAGAAAAAAGGAUCACGAACGCCUAUUAUCAUCAUUCCUGCAGCUACAACUUCUUUAAUAACCAUGCUCAAUGCAAAAGACCUUCUGCAGGAUCUGAAAUUUGUACCAUCAGAUGAAAAGAAGAAACAAGGCUGUCAACGAGAAAAUGAAACUCUAAUACAGAGAAGAAAAGAUCAGAUGCAGCCAGGAGGCACUGCAAUCAGUGUCACAGUACCUUACAGAGUAGUGGACCAACCCCUUAAACUCAUGCCUCAAGACUGGGACCGGGUUGUAGCAGUUUUUGUUCAAGGUCCUGCUUGGCAGUUCAAAGGUUGGCCCUGGCUUUUGCCUGAUGGAUCACCAGUUGACAUAUUUGCUAAAAUUAAAGCCUUCCAUCUCAAGUAUGAUGAAGUUCGUCUAGAUCCAAAUGUUCAAAAAUGGGACGUAACAGUAUUAGAGCUCAGCUAUCACAAACGUCAUUUGGAUAGACCAGUUUUCUUACGGUUCUGGGAAACAUUGGAUAGGUACAUGGUAAAGCAUAAAUCCCACUUGAGAUUCUGAAUUAUUUGGUUCCUCCUUUUCUGAAAAUCUGGAUGAAGCAUGGAUAUAUCUUGAUCUAAAGACUGAGACUCAAGCUUUAUGAAUUUAUCAAGAACUUACAAAUGAAGAAGGUCACAUCAAUCUUUUAUAAGACCUUAUUUGAUGCUUUGUGCUUCAAAGAGAUGAUGCCUGUCAUCCAUAUAAGCAAACUUUUUGGCUUACAACUAUUUUUUUAAUAUUAGCCUUCUAGUCUGUAAUGGAAAUUGUAUAUUUUGAUAGAAGUUUUUUUCUCUAUUGGUUAAAAUUAGCAUUACUUAAAAUUCAUUUCUUUAGAAAUACAGGUUAUAAAUGUGUGUAUAUUUAGAGGUUAUAAGGCCAUCUUGCUUCUGAUUUUUCAUUGCUCUAUGGCUCCUUUUACUGAAAAUACUGUGUUAUGAGUGGUAUUAAAUUUUAGACUCUGGAACUUCAAAAACCCAUCAAAGGGAUGUGACUAUUUUGAAUUCAUCAAAAUGUCAACCUGUAUGUACACUAUGUCUAUACUUACUCUUUAUUUAAAAAGGAAUAAUGAAAAAUCAAGAACAACUCUUCAGCCUUUCCAGGACUUGUUUUCUUUUUAUAAAUGAAUACAUUUAAUGAAUGUACAUUCUUCUCAUUGACUUUGAUGAUUUUAAAACUUAGAAUGAUAUAUUUCUAUCUGGGAUAUCUUUCCACUUGAAAACACAGAUUAAAACAUAAUAGGCUGUAGUAAUUUUUA
Castor canadensis (American beaver) is the source of this 1357-nucleotide messenger RNA. It is a transcript of the gene Cdc73, whose product is annotated as cell division cycle 73. Gene Ontology annotation, cellular component: Cdc73/Paf1 complex. The record is from RefSeq and is a predicted model, not a curated record. NCBI's taxonomy places the organism in Eukaryota, Metazoa, Chordata, Mammalia, Rodentia, Castoridae. Gene Ontology annotation, molecular function: RNA polymerase II complex binding. Gene Ontology annotation, biological process: positive regulation of transcription elongation by RNA polymerase II; transcription elongation by RNA polymerase II.